CACGCCGCAGGGACAGUCCGGGACCCGGGUUCUUCUGAGUCAUCCACCGGCAGCUUUUUCAGCGCGGUGUUGUUGAAAGAUGACACCUUACCUUUGGCAUCACUGCGCCUUUUGGUCCCACCUUUCCAGCUCAUGACAGCCUCUAUGUGGCAGGUGCUGAAGAAACAGGAUGUCAUGAACUACUGGAAAGUGGCAGAGUUUGUCUCUUUAGUAAUGGACAUGGUCCCAGAGCUGCUAAUGUACAAGUACAGGACACAACUGAACCUGGGAUUAAGAGCUAGGUACAUCCUUGAGUUGUGCCGACGUGACGAGCUUGUGGAAAAUGACUUAAUCUUAUCUCACUUGGACAAGAUUAAAUCACAGCACCCCACCCAGGUAGAUAUGAAAGAAGAAGAGGAAGUAGCAGGUAACUUUCUUGAGUUGAUCCACAUUCUGGUCAAAGAUCCUGAAGAGAGACGAGACUUUUUCUUGGAGGUCUUUCCUGCAGAGUAUGGACCACAGUAUGACCGUGAUUUGCAGACACUGUUCUGGGAGUUUCUCUGUCGACUGGCUCAGCUGUUGCCAGUUCCUGACCUUGAACAGACUGCCUCCUGGCUUGGAGCUGAAUGCUCUGUGUUGGAGGAUUGUGUGCAUUCAGUCUCGGAGCCCACAGACCUGAAAAAUUUACUCCAGCACCACAAACAUCUAGGGAAUUUAGAGCAACAUGUUCCACCUUCUAGCAUGGGAGACAGCAUCCUUUCCUCCCUCUCUGCAGUUGCUCCAAGCAGAGUGGCAAAAACUACAGAACAAUCCAACCAGUCAAGUCCUUUGCAAGGCCUCAGCGAUGAAACACACACUGUAUCAUUUGUGGAUGAUGUGGCAGUUGAAAUAAUCACAGUGACAGAUUAUGCAGAGGUUGAAUUAGGCACAAGCACCGACAUCGAGGUGGUAAUGGGAGAGCACAGCUAUGAAGGAACAGACGGCAGCACAGCGGCUGAAGGUUCGCUGGUUGUGCUUCCUGAGGAGACGACCAGGGAAGAGGAAGUUGGUGAAGGAGGGGGAGAGGUGACACAAAAGGUUGGAAGUGGUUUGAUAAACAUCAUCCAUCCAGAAGUAAACAGGGACGACUCAGCUUCCUCCCAACACAAAAUCUCUGUGGGACCUCAUGACUGCCCAGACUGUGAGAAGAAAUUUAAGUUUGCCUCUUCACUCAUCGCCCACAGGGUCAUCCACACCGGUGAGCGCCCCCACCGCUGCAACGACUGCGGUCGCUGCUUCUCUUUCAGGCAGUCCCUCGACAGACACAGACACACGCACAAAACUGGACGCAAGUAUGACUGCGUCAUCUGCGGCGAGACCUUCCACUCCUUGUCCGCCCGCACAGAGCACAAGCAAACACACAUGGAAGACGGUGUUUACAUAUGCCAGCAGUGCAACAGGAAGUUCACCUGGGAGCUAGCACUUGCAAGGCACCUUAAAACUCACACUGAUGAUCACAGCACUGACGAGCCCACGGAGAACCAAAACGAUGAGCUAGAGGUUUUUAUAAGUGAUGAAAAUGUCUGUGAGGAUCCUGUUGAACUUGUGGAGCCGGACUGCCAGCUGCAAUAUAGUGAUCAGGAUCCAGAGAAUGCAGAAAUUCAGAGCAGUGAGGGUCCCACCUGUGAGUCUGGAGGCCUGGUCCCUGAACUUCUUAAUCAAGUCAUCUCUGCAGUGAAAGUUCGCACGAGUGGGCGCAAACGCAAGCCGACCAUGAAGAUUCAGGUGAUAAAUUUACAGAAGCGCAUGGCCACUAAGAGAAAGAAGAUCACCCAAGUCAACCCUCCAGCCCUGAAGCCUUUGCCUCUCAGUUGUGCAGAGCACUCUUACGGCUCGCCCAUGGUCUCAUCGAAGGACAGUGAUGAAAGUUCUGUCGGAGAUGUGUCAUCAGCUGCUUUCUCCUGUCCGAAGUGCUCCUUCCACCAUUCAGAAGAGGUGCAGGUCCAGCAGCACAUUGACAGUGUUCACUCUGAGGUUGAGGAGGACAAACCGUCUCUUCAGCCUCUUGCGGAUGAAGAAGGACGUUUUAGUUGUUCAGACUGUGACAAGAGCUUCAAGUUCCAGUCUUUACUAAAAGCCCAUCAGCGCAUCCACACAGGCGAGCAGCCCUUCCUGUGCUCUCAGUGCGGACGACGUUUCUCCUUCAAACAGUCACUGGAGCGGCACAAGCAGACGCACAAAUCUGGACGCAAGUACGAGUGCCUGAUCUGCGGGGAGCUCUUCAAGUCACUGGUGGCUCAGAGGGAGCACAAGAGCACCCACAUGGAGAACGGUGAGUACCUGUGUUCAGAGUGCGGCCGGGCGUUCGCCUGGAAGUCAGCACUGGUGAGGCAUCUGAAGACCCACGGCGAAGAUGCUGACAAGGCGGAGCGUUCUCACAAAUGCCCCCGCUGUGACCUGGGCUUCAGCUGUGCCAGCUACCUCAACCGGCACCUCCAGACUCACCAGGAAGAACGAGUGCACAGCUGCAACUGUGGAAAGAGCUUUGCCUACCGGGCGGCUCUCACCGCACACCAACGCAUCCAUCAGAAAGAGCGGCCGCACAUGUGCACACAGUGCGGCAAGGGAUUCCUCUACAAGGGCGGUUUGCUGAGCCACAUGAAGAUCCACUCAGAGGAGAUGCCCUUUAUGUGUUCCUUCUGUGGCAAGAGCUUCAAGAGAGAACGCAACAUGAAGAAGCACGAGCGCUGCCACACCAGGGAGAACGUCUUCAGCUGCUCGCAGUGUGACAAGAGUUUUGUCUACAAGGCGACUCUGAUCAGACACGAGCUGACUCAUUCAGGCGAGAGGCCGUACCUGUGCUCUGACUGUGGGAAGGGUUUCUAUUCCCACGCAGAGCUCCUGAAGCACGAGAGAUUCCACACAGGCCACAAGCCCUUCCAGUGCCCCCACUGUGGCAAGAAAUUCACUCAGUCCUGCUACCUGACCAUCCACCUGCGCUACCACACCGGAGUCCGGCCCUACUCCUGCACAGAGUGUGACAAGAGCUUCCUCAGUGCCAACCGCCUUAAAAGACACCAGCGAACACAUUCAGGGGAAAAGCCAUACCUCUGUGUAGUGUGUGGGAAGGGAUUCAGGCAGUCCUAUAAUCUGAAAAUGCAUCAACGAACACAUAUCAUGAAGGUAACAUAGUGAAGCAAGACUCAGAACUUAUUGAUAUGGAGAUUGUUUUGGAAAUUGAAAUUGUAUGAUAUAGUUUGGACUGGGACAAAAGCAACUGUAGAAACACUGUUUUGGCUCUCCCUCUUAUGUAACUGCAUCUAGUGUUGAAACUUCAAGCUAGCAAGAACAGGUUCAUGUUGAAUUUCCCCUUUUUCCAUUAUACAUUUAUUUUCAUGCUUGUGUUGCAAUUAAAGUGCACUGAGCAGAGAGGUGUGUUUUUCAGAUGCAUUGUGAUGUAGUUUUUGUCUUAUUUGGCUCA
Seriola dumerili (greater amberjack) is the source of this 3439-nucleotide messenger RNA. RefSeq names its product zinc finger protein 11-like. Gene Ontology annotation, molecular function: DNA-binding transcription factor activity; RNA polymerase II cis-regulatory region sequence-specific DNA binding. The coding region runs from base 133 to 3150 and encodes 1005 amino acids. The transcript has 9 exons. Gene Ontology annotation, biological process: regulation of transcription by RNA polymerase II. The record is from RefSeq and is a predicted model, not a curated record. NCBI's taxonomy places the organism in Eukaryota, Metazoa, Chordata, Actinopteri, Carangiformes, Carangidae.